AUGAAGCUCCCUUGUUCUUCUUCUUCUGAUGAUCUCCACGCCUUGGUCAAUGAAAUUAAGAGAGACGUUCAGUUGUCCAACAUUAAUCAUGAUCCGUACUCGUUUGUCUCUCCUUCGGCUUACGACACGGCUUGGUUAGCCAUGAUCGAAGAAGACGACAACGUAGGUGAUGAUGAGCUUAAACCGAUGUUCCAAGGUUGUCUAGAUUGGAUUAUGUGCAAUCAAAAUGCUGGAGAAGGUUUUUGGGGAAACUCGAGCGGUUAUACUACCGCGGGAGACGAAGACGAAGAAGACAUGCACACUCUAACGUCUACUCUUGCUUGUGUUGCUGCACUUCACAAAUGGAACAUGGGGUGUCUUCAUCUCCACAAAGGGAAAAGAUUUAUUGAAAGAAGAACGGAGAUGAUCAUUGGGAAAUACAUCAACGAAGAAGGAUUUUAUCCUCGCUGGUUUGUUAUCAAAUUCAUAGGAACCCUCGAGCUUGCUCAACAACUUGGCCUACACUUUGUCUUCUCUAGUCGCUGUAUCGAAAUGAUCCAAGAAAUUUAUUAUCAACGCCAAGAGAUUCUCAAAAGAGAAAAUUUGGUGGAUGGUUGUAACCAUAAACCUGUACUGGCAUAUCUAGAGGUGUUGCCAUCAACACUAUAUGUCAAAAAUCUCAAAGACAUCAUCAUUAAGACCCUCGACAGAAAUGAUGGCUCGUUGUUUCAUUCGCCUUCGGCAACCGCAUCAGCAUUUAUGCUCACUCGGAACACAAAGUGUCUAGCUUAUCUUAAAAAUCUCGUUCAAAGAUGCCCUCAUGGAGUGCCACAAAAGUACCCGCUCAAUGAAGAACUCAUAAAACUCUCCAUGGUUAAUAUAAUCGAGAAUAUUGGUUUAGGAGAGUUCUUCACAAGAGAAAUUGAACAUGUACUUCAACAAGUUUACAGGAGCUACGAGGCAGAAGACGUUGAGAGACUUCCGAUUUCGGAUCAAUUGCACAAGGACUCUCUCGCAUUUCGGAUGUUAAGAAUGCAUGGGCACGAUGUUUCACCUAGAAGCUUUUGCUGGUUCAUGAAUGAUAUAGAAACUCGAAAUCAUUUAGAAAGAAAUCUAGACUCUAGCGUCCCCGUAAUCCUUAGUGUUUACAGAGCCACAGAUCUCAUGUUUCCUGGAGAGCAUGAUCUUGAAGACGCAAGAGAAUACACUCGGAAGUUACUUGAGAGAAGUCGGUCUAUCGACGAAAAAAUGAUUAAGCAUGAAUUAAGUACUCCAUGGAUAGCUCGCCUAAAACACCUUGAUCAUAGGAUGUGGAUUGAGGACAAGAACUCAUAUGUUCUCUCAAUCGGAAAAGCCUCAUUUCUAAGAUUACAUAGCUCAUACAGCAACAAACUGACUCAUCUUGCUGCAAAAAACUUUGAGUUUCGACAAGCCAUAUAUCGACGUGGGCUGGAAGAAUUGACAAUGUGGGUGAAGAAAUGGGGACUUAACGAUAUUGGUUUUGGUAGAGAGAAGACAACAUAUUGUUAUUUUGCAACUGCGACUUCAUUGCCCUUUGAAACUGCCGUUAAAGUUGGAAAGUUAGCAGCCAAGAGUGCGAUCCUCAUCACAGUUGCCGAUGAUUUUUUUGAUGAAGAAGGUUCUUUGGAUGAUUUGAAAGUUCUUACUCAAGCCGUUUUAAGAUGGGAAGGAGAAGAGCUUAAAGGUUACGGCAAGAUCAUAUUUAGAGCACUUGAUGAUAUUGUAAAAGAGACUGCUGAGACUUGCCGUAAGCAACACGGAAUCGACGUAACAGACCAUCUUCGCAACAUCUGGGGUGAAACUUUUGAGUCAUGGCUACGUGAAGCCGAAUGGAGUAAGAAGGGACACACACCGUCGAUGGAAGAAUAUCUUCGAAACGGAAUGAUCUCAAUCGCAACACACACCCUUGCUCUUUCCAUCUCUUGUCUCAUGGAACCUUGUUUUCCCCAACAGAAACUCAAACCCGGAUGUUAUGAUAACAUAACUUCAUUGCUCAUGAUCAUACCUCGACUUCUAAAUGAUCUACAAAGUUAUCAGAAGGAACAAGAACAAGGGAAGAGCAACUCCGUGCUGCUCCACACCAAGAAUCAUUCAGGUGUCGAGAUUGAGGACUCGAUAGCUCAUAUCGAGAAGAUAAUCGAAUCAAAAAGGAAAGAGUUUCUUGAGCAUGUCUUAGUUGAAGGACUAAGUGAUUUAUCCAAACCGUGCAAAGAGAUUUACAUGGCUUGUUGCAGAGUCUUCGAGAUGUUUUUCAACAAGAAGAACCGUUAUGAUUCGGACACAGAGAUGAUUCAAGACAUUAAGAAGGCUCUCUACGAUCCUGUGAAUGUAAAUAAACUCUCGGAGAUCGAGCCUAUUCCAUUGAUGGGACAUGGUGAUGAGUUUCUGAUGCUUCCUAUGCUUUUGAACCUUUCACCAAAUAUUCUUGAAAUUAAGAGGAAGGACCAAUACGGGGCGGUGAAAACAUCCAUGUGCUUGAGAAGAAGUUUUCAUGCUCAUAAACGUGUUAUUGCCUCACAGCCUCUCAAGAUUGUUGCCUCGCAGAGGAAAUCAGUAGCAAUGAUGCCAACUAUGCUCUCACCGUGCUUCUACUGA
Microthlaspi erraticum is the source of this 2595-nucleotide messenger RNA. The record is from the annotation of a GenBank genome assembly. NCBI's taxonomy places the organism in Eukaryota, Viridiplantae, Streptophyta, Magnoliopsida, Brassicales, Brassicaceae.